AUGGCGGAUUAUCAUGGUUGACAUUUCCGCGACAGGAGCUUCAAGAACUGUUGUUCGAAAAGGAACCGGUUUAGAAACGCCUAAUUAUGGUUCUUCUUGUAAAGGUAACGAUCUUCUUUUCUCCUGGAUUUUUUUUGCCUCAGCGUACCGGUAUAAUAUGAGCUAGUAGACCUACACUCUGCAUGUACUGGUUUUGCAGUGAAACUGAAAGUUUUUCGUCAAGAUGAAAGUGUAAUUCAGGAGUACGAGAAGAAGAUAGUAAUCGGUGAAGGUGAGUAUCACUUCUUUUACUUAUAUUACUGUACGUCUUGUCAAUAAACCGGAAUGCAAGCCUAGCUCUAUAUCUAGAUCUGAAAAUGAUAUUAAGUUACUUAAGAUAAUUAAAUCAGCUGUGAGACUUCAAUCUUUCUUUGGGCCAAUCCCAAAGUGCUGAUUUUGAAUUUUGAUUUGAGGAUGGAGGUCAGGGGCACACCUUAGAUCUACCGCGCUGUAGGUAUUAGUUGUUAGCGAAUAGGGAGUAUCUCGAAUAAUAGCACUUGGGAGUAAAAUAGAAACCUGUCGUUAUUUGGGGGGCGAGGUUACUAGUACAUAUAGAAAAUUAUAAUUAUAAAAGUGGAGAUUAUCUCCGUCAGGUCACCAACAUCCGACACCGGAUAACUCUAACUAAACUCCAUCUAAGUAAUCACAAAUUGGCGAUAAGAGACACGAUGGUCGGUAUGUAAGACCUUAUAAGAACCGGAAGAGAGGAUCUGUCCUAUCUGUAAAAAAGAGGUAGAAGAUGAAAUACAUUUUUUAACUCUGUGCCCUGCGUAUCAAGAAAAAAGUAGUACUUUAUUUGAAUACUUAAACAAAGAAUACAGAACAUCAGUAAACAGAAUGGCACCAGAUGAUGUUUUUCUGUUGUUAAUAGACCCUCCGAGCAAGAACAAACCAGUACAAGAGUUAAUUGCAAAAUACGUAUUCGACUGCUAUGAGAAAAGAAGAUCAUUUGUUCUUUAGGUUAACGUGGAUUAUAGUCCCACUAGUGUGCAAUGUGCAAAUUCGAUGCACAUAGGACUGUAUAAGACUCCAAGACUCUGUCUUGUCUUGUCUUGUCUAUGGAGAAUAGAGGCAUGACAAAGGUGCCAACCUCCAGAGAUCUAUGUAAAAUCUGGUGACUCUCUUUUUUGCACUACCCACUACCCCCCCCCCCCCCCCCAUGUAAAUGCACCCCACAGCCCACUAAUUAGGACAUUAUAUGAAGUCUUACAUGAAGUACUUAUUAUCAAAAUUCGCUUUCAUCAUAGUAACAGCAAAAUAAUAUUUCUCAGAGUGACUAAUGUCCCAGAGACUGUACAAUAAAUUUAAAAAGUUUGAAUUUUGAGAAAAAAAUCAUGGGCUAAAUUUCAAACCAAAGUCCACAAAAGGUCAAAAGUCCAUUCUAUCUGGGAGAUUUUGUGACCCACAUUGGAGAGUCGGAGAUCACUGCCGCAUCCAGGAGACUACUGGAUAAUCCGGGAGAGUUGGCAUGAGCAUAUGUUUCAAUUCUCCUGACCUUCCACCUUGCGGAGCACUUUGUUUACUGCCCCUCCCCCAUCUCCACCCACUGUCUUAAAAAUGAUGUUGCCUGUUCAGUUUGAUAGAAUAUUAAAUAAUUGAUGUUGUUCAAAGUUCACAUUUUUGAGAUUUAGACCAUAUUAAUGUUUGACAAUGUUUGCCAAUGCAUGCAUUAACUUAUGUGCUCCCUCUCUUUUUCACUGCAUAAAGAUCAUGGACCUUCACCCUCAAUUUGCACCUGAGUGCAAGCCCUCCCCAGCCACUUCAAAUUUCAAACCCUCCUUUUACAAGACCAAGUUAUGGCAAGACUAUGGUAUCUAUCAUGAUCAAAAUCCUGCGCUGUGGUACAUGCCGCCAGUCAUUUGAAGCCUCUCCGAUAGAGCUUAAAUUGUAGAGUGCAAUUAUUUAUAAAUUUGAAUGGUUUAGUGAAUUUUAUACUCUGGCUUAUCAGAUUAUGACCAGUCACCUACAAAAAUAUUGUGAAUACCUUACCCUGCAAGCAAGGUCUCUUUACCCUUGUCAUAGGGUGGUGGAGAGAAAGGGAGUGUAAACUAAAUGAUCACUUACUAAAGAGUUUAAAAUUCCUGGUUUUAUAGGGGACAGUGAAGUGUCAGAGUCCUUGGAUAGAUGCUUAGAAUGUAUGCAUACCAGUGAAGUCUGUGUUAUACCAUACACCAGUGAUACUGCUGACAAAGAGAAAAGUGUCUCUUCUGAGAGUGGUCUACAAUGUGAAAUUGAGCUUCUUUCUUUCUCUAAGGUAUGUGACCUGCAGAUGCCAAUAAUCAACUGUCGUUUACUUACAUGUAUACAUCAUUAUCAAGUAUAAAAAGUAAAAGUUGAGCAUCAUUUCAUGUAAUCUGCCCGUCCAUAUAAAUCUCCACUGCUGUCUUUAAUUGAUCUAUAGCAUCAUCAUGCGACAUAUCAUAUGUCGCAGUACUGUAUUAUACAUGUUUUUCCAGCCCUGGGACCACUGUAAUUAGUUUAAGGCUGAAAAUUAAGGCAUGACCCCUACCAAAUUAUGUGUUUUUUAAUUCUUUAUUUUGUGUAAUGCAUCUAUUAUCCUUCUUUUUUUGUGAAUCAUGUAUAUAAGGCAAAGCUGAUAAAAUAAGUAAAACAGGUAAAUUAUAUAUAUUUCCAAAAAUUAUUGGAGUGUUCAAAACAUCUUAUAUUUGAUUUGGAUGAAAUUCAUUAUUUCUCCUUAGGUAAACUUAUGAUGUGACUGUAAGUACCAAUCUUGCAUAAGUUUUCCCUUUGAAUCUGUUACAGGCAAAGGAGCCUUGGGAAACUUCCCCAGAGGAAAAAGUGACAUUGGCCAAACAUCAUAAAACCAAAGGAACAGAUUGUUUUAAGGUCAACUGAACAAUGAGGAGAGGGUUCAUUAGGCAUUGGAGAUUGGAGAAUUCUCUGUUAAUAAGGCUUAAUUCUCUGGCAAAUGUUUGAUAGCCUAUGAUUAUAUUAUAUUCAGAUGUGGAUCCUCUUUUAAAAUACUCUCCUGUAACGUUACAUUUCUCUAGUCUGCUACACAGCCGUUAGUGUCGUCACGCAAUGUUAUAGUGGGGAUGAGCGUGGCAACACUUCUCCUGUUACUAGAAUUCUUAAUGAAAACCCUGAAUAAGACAGUAGUAGUUAUGGUUCAGUUGUUCGUAGUUUAACACAUUUUAUAAAUUCUCCUUAUUACGGUGAAGUAAAUGAUUAAUCUUAUCAUGUCAAAAAUCCAUAACCCACAUUUAUGUCGAUGUAGGGGUACCAAGGGGUGAAUGAUGAACCCAAGACUUGCUCAGACACUCAAACAAAGACCUUGCAAGAAAUUAACCUUACAAAAAGGAAACUAAAUUAAAAGAAAAAGCAAACAAGCAAUAAAUAAAAAACAAAGUCACACAAAAACAAACCAAAAACAACAACAACAACUCAUCAUUACAUAUAGCAUUUUUUUCUGAGAUUUCAAGAGUGGGUGAAAAGUUUCUGAGACCCACAUUUUCUGUUAGGUGUGGCUGUAUUCUGGUUGGAAAAGGCAUACAUGUCCUACAUGUUUAUUAAUACCAAACCCGCCUUUUUUCUGAUACAUGUAAAUACAUGUAACUGUAGUCUGAAUGUGUCAGGGUUUGGCUGAUCUCAUGCUAUAUAGUCCUGAAUAGUUGUCCAUUUAUUUUUUAUAUAUAUACAGGACCUGUAAUCAUUGUGUGCACCUGUUAGGAUGGAUGUUGACACUAAAAAUUUUUCUAUUUGAUUUGUUAUUUUUUUUUUUUGUCUAUAGUGAUUAUUUCUUGAAUAAGAUCCUCUACUAGGGAAAUAUGUAAAGUGUAACUAUAUUUAUGUAAACUCAGGUUUAAUUUUAGUCCACUGGCCUUGUGCCUCCCCUUUUUUGUUGCACUACAUGCAUAAUUAGUAAAAAGGGAACAAAAAGGGUUUGAGAGGUUUGAAAUAAUAUCAUUACCUGAGCCAAGUUUUCUGAGUGCUUGAUUAUUUCCUCGUCAACAUAUUUUUUAGGCAAGUAAGUGGCUGUGUGCAGCCAGACGCUACAGCCAAGCUCUGAAGCAACUGAUCUUAAUUGGUGAUCAGCUACCAGAGAAUUGCAGAGAAGAGUAUGACCAGCUUAGAGUUUCAUGCCUUCUAAAUUUAUCAGCAUGUCAAGGAAAAAUGGAACAGUACGAAUUUGUUGCACAAAACUGCACAAAGGUUAGAGUUGAUAAACGUAGCGUCUUUUACAGUUUUUAUAUGAGAAUGAUACUUUAUGUUAAUAGCUCGAGGCAGUACAAAUGCAAUAAUAGCUAAGGCCACUUCCGAGUUCCAAAAACUUUCACUUUCAAAAUGAGGCUAGGUGCCCAACCUUUCUUGUGGAAAUGAGGUGAAAACGGGAAAUUGAUGAGUGCAUGUAAUUUUAUGCAAAAGAAGAGUCAAAAACAAAAACUCUCACGCUUUGCUUGCCCAGAGUAACUAAUUGCUUGUCUUUGUAGAUAAUGAUUUUUUAAUAGCUGGAAGACGAUCUGCCUGGACCCUAUGUCCAUUGGACAAGUGAGCUUAAACAGUUUCUUUCUCAGUAAAAAAACCUACUUGUCCUGGACGAUAAGAUGGGACUGUUUCGAGCCCUCAUUUUAGCAUGAUAUAUCAUAAUAUUUACGCCUUUACAAUGUCAUUAAUUUAUUAUAGGUAUGAUGAUGAUGUCAGUGAAUAUUUAGGAAGAAGCAUCGAUAUAUCUCUCACAUUACUUCUAUUUUUUUUUGUCACCCUGUAGGUUCUUGCAAUGCUGCCGACAAACAUCAAAGCAUUGUUCAGGAGAGGACAGGUAAAAUGGUAAAAAUGUAUCAGGUAUUAGUACAGAGUUUUAAGAAAAAUUACCGUAAAUGCAGAGUGUGAUCCGCCGGUAAUUAUGCCACAAAGAUGUUUAAAUUUAAUAAACAUAGCAGUUCAUACCAUGUAAUUCAUUAAUAUUUAAUAAUUAUAUUAUGUUUAAUGAUUCAAUUUUGUUCAUGACACUUUACAGGCAUUUGUGGUGUUAAAUGAAUUUGAGAAGGCAAGGGAAGACUUAGAAAAGGUAACAGCGAUGGCAUCAUAGAUGUUUCAUUCUGAGCGUUUCCUGUUCCCACUGAUCUAUCGUGAGGUUUGUCCGUUUAAAAUUUGGUAGCCGACAGAAAGGAAAGUUUGAUAGAUCAUACUAUCGUUAAAGAACAAAUUCAUUUAGAUCGAUCGAUCGAUCGAUCAAUCAAUCAAUCAAUCGAUAAUUGAAGGUUAUGUGCCCGAACCCCUCAAACAGUCGGAUGUUGUCCCGGUGCCAAAGUGCUCUCCGCCAAAAUCCGUCGAACAGCUAGAUCCUGAUCUACGUCCAAUUUCGCUUAUGUCGCACCUCGCAAAGAUCGUGGACGGCUUUACACUGUCUACCCUUUUGAAUCAGGUCUGCGAUAAACUUGUUGUUUACCGAUUUGCACCGGCGGAAAAAUCUACCACCCACGCACGCUCUUGUUUACUUUCUCCACGCCCUCCUUCAGUCCCUUGACCAAGGCAAUACCUACGUUCGUGUAUUCUUUGCUCAUUUCAGCAAAGGAUUCUACUUGGUGGACCACAACAUGCUGGUUCGAGAGUUGCAGCUCCUAAGCGUACACGAAGUUAUCAUUCGCUGGAUCAGAUCUUUUAAUUUGACAGGUCGAGUGCAGCGAGUAAGACCGUGGAGGGAUCCCACAAGGAACGAAAUUAGCUCCAUUUCUUUUUGCGAUCCUAGUACUAAUUUGUGUGGAGGUUGGCGUAAUAGGUUGAAAUUUAUAUGUUGAUGAUACUUCAGUUUAGGUUCGCACCAAUUCAAGUUAUUUGCCUGUCAUUGCUGUAGAUAUCAACACAUAUACGCUUCAGAACGCGACAUGAUGAAAAGAAAUGUACAGAAAAAGAAAAAGAAAAGGCUAUUGGCUUUCUUCGUUUCCGCAAUCCGAGACCCGUACUCGGCCGACUAAAAUUGCUACUGUCAAAUAUCAACAUAUUGUGUAACUGUACAUGCUUACUUAUUGCUGGCCUACCCAGCAAUUCAGUCAAUGCUGCAAUUGGGUAAAAUAAACAAGCAUCUAUCUAUCUGUCAAUCUAUCUAUUUGGUCAUUGAUCUAACGAGAAAUGUUUUAAUGCGGGGGGGUUAGAAUGGAAUCAUAUGCCAUGUCUUUAAACUUUGGUAGUUUCUGUUAAUCAGAGAGCCGGCCUGACGCCCUUUCUAAUCUUAGAAGGUCAGUUAGUUACUGAGGUAUCAUUAUACAUGUAUUUCUUUAACUUUCUUUUUCCUGGUUUGAUUGAUUUUAGGCUUUGACACUCGACCCUCAAAAUAAAGCAGUUCAAGAACAGCUCAGAGUUCUAAAACAGAAAGCGCGACUCCACGACCAAAGGAUGUCAAGAGCCUUGGGCGUCAUGUUUGGACGCAAAAAUUAAGUAUUUUCGAUCCAGACACCUGCAUGCCUUUAUGCUGUGGUCAUUCUUACUGGAAGAAACUAGUUUCCAAAACGGUGUGAUGUUUGUCCGAAGGCUGAAAUAAAAAAUACAAUGAAUUGAAAUUAACCUCGUACCCACUGGCUACGAUUCAGCCGUCGCCGUUUUGGUGCAGUAUUUCCAAGGAGGUUUUAUUCAGCGUGUGUGGCACUAGCUCUUGCAACGAUGAAGGAAGCUUAGAUUCCAUGUACUUACUUCUUAAUUCUGGUAUUAUACUGUAUAAAUCACUUUCUUUUUUUGUAUUUAGCGGCAGUUUGCUGUUCUGAAACAAUAAAAAAAGGAAAAUAUUAAAUAGCUGAAAUACAGGCCUCUGAAACUGACCAACUGGUGCACCUCGCGGCCACUAUUUAAUCACAAAACCCCCAUCCCACCAUUUUUUUUCCCAAACAUUUUUUAUAUGUCUUCAACGACAUCCUCCCGAUCCUCGGAGACCCAAGGGCAGUCAGUCGGGUCGGGAGAAAAGGAACGAAGAAAUUUUUCCAGUAAACUUUAAUAGGGCCUUUUCUCCCGACCUGUCUGACUGCCCCCUGGGUUCCGAGGAUGCUUCAACGACCGCCUUGUCCACAACGGUCACCUCUUCUUGUUUCUCGUGAGAUGAUUUUGCGUCCGGCUUUUGGCGCGAUUUCGGCAUUUUGUGGUGAUGUUUGACAAUUAUUGUAUAGCAGCCAGCGUAGGAGGCCGAGGGUAAAUUACCACAAAGGAUUCCGGAUCUCGGUAGCCUUCAUGUCAGGCGUUAAAACGGGAUAGAGAAGGGGAAAUUUGGGCGCGCAAGAGUUCGGUACGAGAGACCUGCGAGGAGGGGGGCGAGGGAAAGGUAGGUAACUGGUAAGGACCACAAUUUAAUAGGUAACCGUGGUAACUUACUAGGUUUAUUGUUUCUUUCCUGUGUGGUCCCCAAUUCACCGGCUCGGUGACUACAGCCAACUCUCUCUUAACGGACACCUCUAUAAAAUGGACACCUAGAGUUUUGUUUAAAUCCCUUCACAUCCGUAAGCAGAAACAAUCCUUUUGCUUCCCCAUUUUACGCAACAAUGACGAUUCACUUGGGUUACCUGUGGUUGAGAAGAACGUAUCAAGCGCCCGCAAUGUGACAGCGCACUUUACCACCAACUGUCUCUUCCCUUUCUCUUUGCUCGUUAAGUGAUCAACAUGAGGUUUGUGAAGUUGUAAUCUCAUCUUUUCAACCUACUCGCUUGCCAUCGAUAGAUAAGCAUUAAAAAAUAGACGCGGAUGGGUGUUCAAGAUAACAAUUUUUCUAAUAUAUGACCUUCCUUAUCUUUAAUUAAUAAAUAAAUUGUGAUUCAAGACACGUACCCUGUUGGCAGAGUAUCUUCGAUCUUUUCUGGAUAAGAUCGUAAUGGCAAGGUAUAAGACACCGUGUUCGUUCCCGACAAUCGUGACUACAAAAACAGAGCAAAGUGGAAGGAUUUACAGAGGGCAAAGAUGGUCAAAAAAAGAAAAGAAAAAGAAAAACAUUGACCGAUUUUAUCGAAUUUUAUUUGUAACUCGAGUGACAAAAGACAAAAUAGUUUUGCAUGACGUAAACUAUGUGACAUAACUUCACGACUCAGUUUACCCUGCGAGCAAGGGUCUCUACUCACAGGGUAAAAGCAGUUGUGAAGCAAGUGCAAACAAGGGUGAGCUCGUCCCCGAAAAAUGGAAGUUAAUCUUCAAAUAAAGUGUAUUUUAACCCUGAUGACCAUUUGUUUAACAAGCAUGGCCUAUCAUCAUCAUCGUCAUCAUCAUCACAGUAAAAUUAUAUUAAUCAAAAUCAUCAUCACUAGUGAGCUUAUGCAAAAGUGCAGCAGAUGAAGGAAGAUGGCAAACCUUUUGACAAGCAUGACAAUAAAUACUGGUAUGUUUAAAAAAUUUUCUGCCAAACUUCAUCUUCCUCAAACAGAUUUUUUUGUAAAAGAGCAGAACACAUUAAUGUUAAGGAAAGUGCACAACAAAACACAGAAGUAAUAGAAAAGACAAAUAGCCCUGUCACAUUUGUCACUCGCAAACAUCUUGCCGUCCUCUUCAUCAUGCUGUCCUGUUGUGUAAGCUCAGUAUUGUCCUAGCAUCAUGCCUUGAAUAAACAACAAUGGGACAAAUAAUCAUUUUGUACAUUGCAUGUAUUUCCAUUUCCCUAGUAAGCUUCACCGUGAUACGCUGUUUGAGUGCUGCAGUGCUGUACUGCAAGGUGCCAAGGACAAGAAAAGAAAGUUUACGGAAACUGUUGAGCUGCAGAUCAGCUUAAAGAAUUAUGAUCCUCAGAAGGAUAAGCGUUUCAGUGGAACUGUAAAGCUCAAGCAUAUUCCACGACCCAAACUUAAGGUUUGUAUUCUGGGUGAUGCAUCUCACUGUGACGAGGCCAAGGCAAAUGACAUACCUUGCAUGGAUGUUGAAGCUUUAAAGAAGCUAAACAAAAACAAGAAACUGGUCAAAAAGCUUGGUAAGAGUUUUAUUUUCUGCUUUCACAAUCACAGUAUCUACCCUCCUCUCUGGCAUGUAAAUUUUCACGCUAAGCUGUGAUAGUGCGCUAUAAUCGGUGAAUCAAUAGUCGUUAACAUGGGUUUCUGGAACAUUGACCAUCUUAUUAAAGUGAUCCAGGGGCGGAUCCAGGAUUUUUUUCAGGAGGGGGUGCACUCGUCUCUUGCUCUACUUCAACACCAAUAAACCACAUAGUUUUUUUUGCAGAAUACCAGUUGUAUUAGAAAACCGCAGGUCAUCUCAGGAGGGGGGGUGCUCACCCCUUGAACCCUCCCCCUAGAUCCGGCCCUGUGAUCUCAAUUUGAGAAAGCAUAUUAUUGUUUUGCAAUCAAUGUAGAGCGUACUGUAUUGAUUAACUACAGAAUACCAGGCAACUCAUGACUACUUUGUUUGCUUUUGACAUUUUUAAGGAGGACGGCAAUUUCUUUAUGCUAUGCUUUACAUGCAGAUAAGGGGCCAAGUAUUCUCUAAAUUUGCCGUCAACUAUUUCAUUGCAUUCACACCACUGAGUGAAGUGCCAUGCACUGAUGUCAUUUCUCUUUUCUAGCCAAGAAAUAUGAUGCUUUCCUGGCUUCAGACAGUCUAAUCAGGCAGAUUCCUCGUAUUCUUGGUCCUGGUCUGAACAAGGCUGGCAAAUUUCCCACAGCGCUGACGCAUAAUGACAACAUGGUGCAGAAGGUGGAGGAAGUGCGCUCAACAAUAAAGUUUCAGAUGAAGAAGGUAGGAUAUUCACCAGAAAUAAGGCACAGUGCUCAAAGAAACUAGGGAAUUUGUAAAGUUGGUAUGGCAUAUGUGUACAAUGUACAGUAAAAGUCACAGCCUUCAGGAUGCAUGUACUUAAGUCUUCACUGCUUACAGUGUACUUUAAUUUAAAAAUAUGCAAAUCAUUUGCUUAUCUUUGUGUUCCCUACUCCAGAAACUAUAAUGGGAAUGGGUACAAGCUUUUGUUACAACCAUUUCUGGGAUCGUGGACAAGUGUUAGUUUUCAUUGGUUGAUGGUGUCCUAGGCAACCAUUAACCAGCCAUAAGUAAUGCCUGUCCACACUCAAACCAUCUCAGAAUUCAUGGAACCAAAAGCUUGUACUAAUUCCCCUUAUAGUUUCUGGAGUAGGGAAUUGUGGAUGACAUCAUUCAGCAGGCAGUGUCAAAUUCCAGAAUAAAGCACAAUAGAAAACUUUGUAAGAGUCAAUCUUGACGUAUUAAUUUCUUUUGAGCACUGAUAAGGCCUUAUUUUCUGGAAGACCAGAUAACUGUUUGUUCAUCUGGUCGGACCUGCACCCAGGGUCUUAAAUCCAUGGGGAGACUUUUACAGUCGACAAAUAUCACUCUGGGCAAAGCUUGGUUGAUAAAACCAGCAUUUAUUUUAGUUGCAUGAGACAUGAUAUAUACCUCGGUGUCCCAUGAGGUGCACCUGGCUCCAAACUAGUAGUAGUCAGUAGUAUUAUGGGAUGCUGGGAAUUUUUACUUACUGAGAUUUGGAAUCCAGAACUCAGCCUAAGGAAUCCCGAUCCUACUAAUGACUGAAAGCCAGAAUCAAAAUUCUACUGACAAGUUGGGAAUUCAGAAUCAAAUACUGUGUUUGAUUACCCUGCAUAGAGUCCUAAAGUGAUGAUGUCAUCAAAGUUGAAUUUGUGAAAUUUUGGAAUUUGUGGGAAUAUUUUAAAAGAACAACAUCUGAAAGGCCUACAUGUACUUGCCAAAAACUAGCAUUGUGAGGCAAAUUGUCUCGGAGCAUGACUCCAUGCAAAUCCUUCUUCAUUUUACCUGGUUCCUAAUGUUAUGAACUGGGUCAUAUUUAGAAGGAUUUGUAUGGAGUCAUCAGAGCAUAGCUGGGCUGAUAUCUCAAAGGCAAUUUGCCCUGGAAGGCUAAUUUUUGGCAAGUAGGCCUUUUGGAUAUUGUUCAUCCGUAAAACCCCGAAAAAUUCCAUAAUUUCGUAAAUUUAAUUAAAUUUUCUGGCAUUCUCCUGUAAAAUGAUGACCUUGUCAGACACAAGUACAAGUAUGUGUCUCCUAAAAAGAUAAAUAAUAUUACUGGAUGGGCUUAUUUAAUGUGACCCUGUAGUAGAAUAUAAGUACAUGCAUAUGUUCCAUGCUGCAUGGUACAUUGACUCAAACUGGUACAAAUAUUAUCGUAUGUUGUCGGUAUGUUGACAUGCUGUAGUGUCCUGUUGUAACUGGUCAUUGCUGCAUUACUUGCAGGUUCUGUGUCUUGCUGUGGCCAUUGGUCAUGUUGAGAUGUCCCAUGAUGAACUUGUAGCAAAUGUCUAUCUUGCUGUUAACUUCUUGGUGUCGCUGUUGAAGAAGAACUGGCAGAAUGUACGUGCUCUCUACGUCAAGAGCACAAUGGGAAAGCCUCAACGUUUGUAUUAGGCAUAGCCACUGUGUGCAUUGUACUAUAAUUAUGUAGUGCAUUAACUUACAGUCAGGCUUAAUAAAAGUACCAAAAAGUCC
Messenger RNA from Porites lobata, 11418 nucleotides. The record is from the annotation of a GenBank genome assembly. NCBI's taxonomy places the organism in Eukaryota, Metazoa, Cnidaria, Anthozoa, Scleractinia, Poritidae.